Aegilops tauschii subsp. strangulata is the source of this 3088-nucleotide messenger RNA. RefSeq names its product LEAF RUST 10 DISEASE-RESISTANCE proteinUS RECEPTOR-LIKE PROTEIN KINASE-like 2.8. Gene Ontology annotation, biological process: protein phosphorylation. The record is from RefSeq and is a predicted model, not a curated record. Gene Ontology annotation, molecular function: polysaccharide binding; ATP binding; protein kinase activity. NCBI's taxonomy places the organism in Eukaryota, Viridiplantae, Streptophyta, Magnoliopsida, Poales, Poaceae.
CCUUCACAACCGGUCCUGCAAUUUUAUUGCCAUUUGAAAACAAAACUGCCGAUGGUAGCAUGUCUCGCUUGCCAAUUGCCAUUUCGCCGGAAGCCAGACCCAAUUCCAUCGUUCGAGCCCACGCACGUUCAUCUAGAAUAGACAAGAAUGAUGCGUAAUUUGACACAUCCGUUUUGGCGCUUUCUGAUCUAGAGCGGUUGCUUGGCGAUUUGCAACUCGUAACCUCCUGUCCUGCCCCUCUCCGGUCUGCGUGCACGCACGCGCGGUGCUGCCGCUUGCCCGUUGCAAACGCCAACCUGAUUUAAUCGGAAAUUCAUUUCAGUUUCAGUGUCAGGGGCGCUUGUGCCUGAAAAACGAACGAAACCAAGAGCGCGUCCGUCCGUUUCGAAAAAAGAAUAGCGCGUGAGGUAGGGCAGAAGCGUUAAUAUUCGUUCCCAUUUCGUCAGUCGUCAGUCGACAAGGAUGGUUCCCGACCUUUUCCACACCCAUUGUUCCCUACUUUGCAUCGAUGCGCACUCGCUCGUGACUGUGGGGUUCAUUACCAUCAGGCGAACCGCUGCCUCGCAUUCGAGAAGCUCUUCUAGAGCUUCUCUUUCUUCCUUUCUUCUCUGAGUUUCCGGGGCUGUACAAACACACACCUACAUCCUCAGUAGGUCUUCGGAAGAGAGUUGACGGGGUCCUAAUUCUUUCUUUCUGUGGCCGGGAUCCAGCUUGGAUUACCACCAACACCAACUGAACUGUUUUUACAGAGACCAUUAAGAGAACUUAUCAAUUCCUAAAUUAAAAGCUUGCUGUGGAAGACAAAAGUAAAUAUCGGCGCCCGACUAGAAGCCUUUUCUUCCACGCGCCUGGGCGAGUCUCCACGGAACAGCGACGGGAGGUACUAGUACAACAGACGACUUCCGUGGCACACUCUCGUUACGUACGUAUGCGCGACACCGGACUGGUCAAAGGUUGAGCAAGAGGGGCUUCCCGGCAUGUCCCUCUCAUCGGCCUGCCAUGCCAGUCGCCGGAGAAACUCGCAAGGCCUCCGCCACUUAUAAACGCAGAGGAGGAGGAGCGGCAAGAAACAAACGGCCCGGUGCAGACAGCCACCAAACCAGAGAGGAGAAAAAGGAGACCCUCGCUCGCCUAACUCCAUUAGCCGAUAGCCAUGCCCCUCUUGAUAUGCCACCGGCUCCUGCUGCUUCUCCUCCUCUGGGUCGCCACAUCCCAUGGCGAUUCAUCUGAUGAUGGGGCUUACGACCCCUCCAUGUGCCUGAAUCAACCUUACACCUGCGGAGAGGUGAGGAUCAGCUACCCGUUCUAUCUCUAUGAAGAAACAAAAGAUAUCAAGGGCAACAACUUCUACUGCGGAUACCCUGGCCUGGGGAUCAUCUGCGACGACAACAAGCCCAUCCUGCAGCUCAACAGCAUCGCCAACUACACGGUCAACAGCAUCGACGGCGCGCUCGCAACCGUCUCUCUAGCCGACCCGAACGUCGACGACGACCGCAACACCUGCCCGAGACCAAGAAUCGAUCACAACAUCACUUUGCAAAAGGGAUCGCUGCUGUACUUUCCUGACAGCGCGGUCGAUUACCUUAUCUUCUUCAUCGACUGCAUCUUCAACUCUACCUUCCACCAACCGAAUAGCAUCUACCCGAUCAGCUGCGAAGGCUUUGAUGCUGGUCCUCGUCCUGGACUAUCCUUCGUGCUUCCGGAUGAUGCAGUGCCCACCGGCAACUGGGUGCAAGCGUGCAACCAAGUCAUACAAUUGCCUGUGCACAAAUACGGCGAGAUCAACCUUACUGACCCUGGAUGGACAAACGGGAGUGGAUAUGCCAGUGUUCUUCGUCAGGAAUUCCAGCUGGGAUGGAACGAGAGCGCGAAGGACCCGGCAUGUAUCCAGUGCGAGGGAUCCAAUCCCAAGGGACAGUGCGGUUACAGUCGGACCGGCGAUUUCAUCGGCUGCUUGUGCCCUGACGGCCUAGUACACUCCGAUAAUACUUGCAAUAAAUCCCGUCGUCGGCACUCAAAGGACAGAACGAAAAUAUAUACGAUAGCAGGGAGCUCAGGCAUACUUAUGCUAUGUCUGCUUCUCUUUGCAUUCUGGUUGGGCUACAAGAAGUACAGAUCCAAAGGGAAAUCAAAGGAGACAGCAAGGAUUGAGUCCUUCCUACAGAAGAAUGGAACGGUCCAUCCAAAAAGAUACACUUAUGCACAAGUGAAAAGAAUGACGAGAUCUUUUGCUGAAAAGCUAGGUCAAGGUGGAUUUGGUGCUGUUUACAGAGGUGGCCUCUCGGAUGGCCGUCAGAUAGCUGUGAAGAUGCUAAAGGACUACAAGACUGAUGGGGAGGAUUUCAUCAACGAGGUAGCUAGCAUUAGUAGAACUUCUCAUGUCAACGUUGUUACGCUCUUAGGAUUUUGCUUGGAAGGAUCCAAAAGGGCACUAAUUUAUGACUAUAUGCCUAAUGGUUCACUUGAAAGGUAUGCUUUCAAAGAUGGCUCUGAAGGUGGAAACAUUUUGGGUUGGGAGAAAUUAUUUGAUAUAGCAGUGGGAAUUGCUCGAGGACUCGAAUAUCUCCACAGAGGAUGCAACACUCGCAUAGUGCAUUUUGAUAUCAAGCCCCACAACAUCCUGUUGGAUCAAAACUUCUGUCCAAAGAUCUCUGAUUUCGGGCUGGCCAAGCUGUGCCUCAAUAAAGAAAGUGUCAUCUCCAUUGGUGGUGCAAGAGGAACAAUAGGCUACAUUGCCCCCGAGGUUUACUCGAAGCAAUUUGGAGCAGUAAGUAGCAAGUCUGAUGUGUACAGCUAUGGAAUGAUGGUUCUUGAGAUGGUUGGGGCAAGGGAUAAGAAUAUCAGUCCAAACACUGAAUCUAGCAGCCAAUAUUUCCCACAAUGGAUUUAUGAACACUUGGAUGAAUACUGUAUCAGUGCUUCUGAGAUUGAUGGAGAGAUCACCGAGGUUGUAAGGAAGAUGAUAGUGGUUGGGCUGUGGUGCAUUCAGUUAAGUUCUACAGAUCGUCCAACAAUGACUAGAGUCGUCGAGAUGCUUGAAGGGAGCACAACCGGCCUUGAAUUGCCACCAAAAGUGCUCUUGAGUUGA